Molecule: messenger RNA, 1568 nt
Organism: Lentinula edodes (shiitake mushroom)
Lineage: Eukaryota; Fungi; Basidiomycota; Agaricomycetes; Agaricales; Omphalotaceae
Exons: 4
Coding region: 151-1377 (408 amino acids)
Source: RefSeq, a predicted model, not a curated record
CUAUGUGGCUGUGUCGCGGCGAUACCAUACUCCGAUGCCAUUGAAAGAAAGGUGGACCCACAAUUGAUGGCACGGAUUUGACGAUAGCGGCCGAUCCCGGUUUUUUCAACUUUCUUCCCCAAUGCUCAUCUUCAGACUUCAAGCUUCAGGAUGCCCUACGAUAUUACUUCGAUCCGCCAAGACACUCUCCGUUCUGAGAUUUCUCGUUUACGAGGAAAGCCAGUCAUCGAAAUGGAGCAAGUGAGAGUAUACAAGUUGGUAUUCAACGUGGUUCUCGAAGGAGGAGAGCGCAUGAUUGCGCGCUGUGAACGAGCUGGACCUGAUCAAGAAGAUCCCCGCGAGGUUCAGCGUAGAUUGCACAAGCACGCUACUGUCCUAGAUACUUUGCAGAAAGCCUACGACAUUCCUGUUCCACUUGUCUAUCAUAUCGAGCCAAAUCCAGAGGUAAUUGGUGCUCCUUGGAUCCUAAUGGAGCGCAUUCCUGGUGGCGAGCUUCAUUAUGUUGUUAGCCGCUGGGAAAAGGCUGUCCGGGAAGAUAAUAUGAAAAUUGUGAUUGGACAGUAUGCGGCCGUCUAUGCACGCAUUUUUGACACCAUUACGCCUGAGCCGCUUUCCUCAAUGUUGGUCGAAGAACGUCAACACGACCACUCCGAUUCCAUGCCUCCUGCCUUUGACAUCAAACUCCAUUACGAGUCUUCCACCAAUGAUCCUGAUGUUCUUCGUGCCCGCGCCUAUCGACAACAAACAGCCACCUUUAUUGCGCAUCGCUUCUGGGAUUCAAUGUAUGAGGAGUAUGGUGCUGAAGCUGAAGGACGACCUGAGCUUCCUCUCCUUCACAAACUUAAGGCUCUCGUUCCUGCUUUUAUCCCUUCGGUCGAGGCAUACCUUGAAUUAGAUGAUAAUGGGCAAAGUCUGCUUGGUUCGAAGAAGCUACACCACUUCGACCCGUCGGUUUCCAAUAUCAUGGUUGAUCCUGACACUGCUAAAAUCACUGGCAUUAUUGACUGGGAGUUCACGGUGGCUGUUCCUGCUCUGCUCUCUGCAGCAUAUCCUGAAUGGAUAAGGUAUGAUGGACAGCAGAGUCCCACAAGCCAUUGGUCUAGCCACCUCCUCCAGCUUUCCCCUGAUAAGUUCGAGUAUGGGAUGUGGCGGGAUAUGUAUGAGGAGGAUGUCGGAAAAAUAUCCAUGGAUUACCUCAAAGCUCUGCGUGCUGGCAGAGAAUUACAAGAACUCGUCGACUGGUGUAGAUUUGCUGUUUAUGGUCGACCUCUGGAUGAACGCAUGGCUUUCCUUGAUAGUUGGGUAAACAGCAAGGCUACCAAGUUUGGGGUGGAUGUGGAGUCUAUCCCCAUUCGCCAAAAGAAAGAUUGGAUGUGAUAUAUCAAUUUUGUUUGUCCAAGUGGUGUAAUUAAUAGAUAGGUACCCACGUUUCUGACUAGCAUCAAUCUCAGUUUCUUCAAAAUCUUAUUUUAUAGUGGUUCAGACAGUUUCCCAAGGUCAAAGAAGUUGAUAGAACGUACUGUCACUGUUCUCUACCAGAUCGAAUUUUAUGUUGCGAACAAACGGAA